Messenger RNA from Fusarium odoratissimum NRRL 54006, 2333 nucleotides. RefSeq lists its product as uncharacterized. The record is from RefSeq and is a predicted model, not a curated record. The transcript is spliced from 2 exons. The coding region runs from base 234 to 2210 and encodes 658 amino acids. Gene Ontology annotation, biological process: secondary metabolite biosynthetic process. NCBI's taxonomy places the organism in Eukaryota, Fungi, Ascomycota, Sordariomycetes, Hypocreales, Nectriaceae. Gene Ontology annotation, molecular function: flavin adenine dinucleotide binding; oxidoreductase activity, acting on CH-OH group of donors.
CUUUAGUUGAGAAGUAGCGUCAACGCCGCGGGUCAGCACGGGUUUUAGUACCAAAAAUGAUUGCGGGACGGUGUAACGUCCGCGGUGAUAUGACAUUGGGCUGCUAGGUAAAUGCUUGAUGUUUUUGACAGGCAACUAGUAAACCCUAGUCCAAGUAGAUAUAAGAGCAGCAUCAAUCCCUCCUUGUUUCUGAGAUCUGCACACAAACUUUCUUGCCCAGAUCGUCUGUCACCAUGCGCUGCAACGUCUUGUCACCUUCGCUCUUGGCGCUCAGCCUUUCAACCAGUGUCACUGCCCGUCCAGAGAUUCCUUUCAUCAGUACACUUCUCGACCCUUUGCAGCAUAUCGUCAAGUCCGCUUAUGCUGGUGAUGGACUCAAGGUCGGACAUCUUGGCGAACUGGGUGGCAUUCCUGGUGUCGAUGCCGAGUACGACUAUGUUGUCGUAGGAGGAGGCACAGCGGGAAACACCAUCGGUUACAGACUUGCAAAGGCUGGCUACAGUGUUGCUAUUGUUGAAGCUGGCCCUUUCCUCGAGAUCUCCAAGCCUAUUCUCGCGACAUCGCCUGGUGGAGUGACGGCCGGCAGUGGCGCAAGUCUUCUGGACUCUAACCCUCUUCGCGAUUGGAGAUUCACGACUACGGCGCAGACAGGUGCUGAUGAUCGCGAGAUUCACUAUGCUCGUGGAAAGGUUCUUGGUGGCUCAUCUCAGCUCAACUUUCUGGUUUACCACCGACCAACGAACGGUACUAUGGCCAAGUGGGCUGAGGAUGUCGGAGAUGAUAGCUAUACAUGGGAGCAAAUGUUGCCUCACUUCCAGAAGAGCCCCUCCUUCACACCACCGGACAAUGAGAAGCGCAACGUGACAACUGACUACGACGCUUCCGCAUUCUCCAAAGAGAAGGGCCCUCUCCAAAUCAGUUACGCCAACUACGUCCCCUCCUGGGCUGUUCUCGUGGAGAAGGGACUCAAGUCCCUUGGUUUCAAGGGUAUAGAUGGUUUCAGCAGCGGUAGUCUUCUCGGCUACUCAUACACGACAACAACAGUUCAACCCAAGACCGCUACCCGAAGUGCUUCCGAUGAUUUUGUGAAGACCGCGAGAAGUGAGAAGCUCAAGACACUCAAGGUGUACACUGAGAGCCUUGCCAAGAAGGUGACCUUCGACGAUGACAAGAAGGCUACCGGUGUUGAGGUCAGCUCUGUUGGUAUUGAUUACACUCUCAAGGCUAAGAAGGAGGUCAUCGUCAGUGGUGGAGCUUUCCAGUCACCCCAGGUUCUGAUGGUUUCUGGUGUUGGACCCAAGCAGCAUCUGGAAGAGCUUGACAUUCCUGUAGUUGCCGAUCUUCCUGGAGUUGGCCAGAACCUCUGGGAUCAUGUCCUCUUCGGACCUUCAUUUGAAGUGCAAGGUCUCGAGGACACCCUCAGCGCUGCGAUCAACAACGACACUGUUUUCCAAGGCGCGCUUGAUGCUUAUGCUCAGCAACAAGCUGGUCCUCUGACAUCCAACCAGGUCGAGCUCUUGGGUUGGGAGAAGGCUCCUGAGAAGUACCGAUCGAAGUUCUCCGCUGAGACUAUCAAGGACCUUGCGACUUUCCCUGAUGACUGGCCUGAGAUGGAGAUCAUUCCUCUUAACGUCUACUCUGAGGACUGGUCAUUCCCUAUCCUGCAGCAGCCCACCGAUGGAAAGAAGUACACCAGUCUUAACGGCGCCUUGGUCGCACCUCUAUCCCGCGGCAACAUCACUCUUCGAACAAACUCGACCACCGACGCUCCUCUCAUCAACCCCAACUUCCUCACCAAGAAGGCCGACCAAGAAGUUGCCAUCGCUCUGUUCCGUCGCCUUCGAGAAAUCGCCAAGUCCACCCCUCUGAAGGACACCGUGCUGAAGGAGGUGUAUCCUGGUGAGCAGCACGAAACAGAUGAACAGAUUCUUGCUGUUCUUCGUGAUACACUCAUGACUGUUUGGCACGCUGCUUGUACUUGCAAGAUGGGCAAAAAGGAUGAUGAGAUGGCUGUUCUUGACUCUAAGGCUCGUGUAUACGGUGUCAAGGGACUGCGGGUUGUCGAUGCCUCUGCUUUCCCUCUUCUCAUUCCUGGUCACCCUGUCGGUACCGUAUAUGCGUUGGCCGAGAAGAUUGCUCAUGAUAUCAUUACGGAAGAGAAGAGUGAGGGUUCCGCAUACAAGGUUGAUAUUGAUGUGGAGGUUUCUUGAAACGUUCUUUAACUAUUUGUUUAAUUCUUUGUUAGACUUGCCCUAUUCUUUUUAGACGUACAUAGACACUUUCACUUAGAAAUCCUGAACAUGAACUGAAGCAAUUUCUACCCUUCAUCACUG